AUGAUGAAGGCGGGUCGAAGGUUCUCCUCUUUCUUGAAUAUGGUGAGGCCCUUGCUGCUGCGCCGCGUCGCUGCUCCGCCGUUCAAAUAUGCACUCUCUCGUGGUCAUGAACCCUUUGAAAACCCCGUUGAGUUCCAUCCCCUUCUCGUUGCUCUUAGUAGGUCCUUCUCUUCCCCAUCCAAACCUACAUCGCCUCCUCUGCCUCCUCUUGCCCUUCUUCGCGGAGGAUGCUACGACGAGACUUCGCAUGAUCUUCCCCUCCUCCCACUUUGCCCCGGUUGCGGCGUCCACAUGCAGGACUCUGAUCCCGAUCUGCCCGGAUUCUUCUCCAAUCCUUCCCUGAAAUCCUCCGACUACCAUGCUUCCGUACGGCGAAUCUCGGUGGCGGUGGACGAGCCCCAAAUCUCCUACUCCCUCAAGAGUGGACGGUUGUAUGACGAGGCGGACAAGGAACGGCAGGAUUCGUUCGAGAACAGCCGCGACUCUACGCCUGUGGUGUGCGCCCGCUGCCACUCCCUCCGCCACUACGGCCGGGUGAAGAACGCCGCUGCGGAGAACCUCCUCCCCGACUUCGAUUUCGAUCGCAUGGUGGGGCCAAAGCUCGUCUCUGCUGCCGGCAGCCGGUCGAUCAUCCUGAUGGUCGUUGAUGCCGUGGACUUCGAUGGAUCGUUCCCGCGUAAGGUAGCGAAGCUAAUUUCGGCUUCGAUUGAGGAAAAUGCUUCGGCGUGGAAAGAGGGGAAGCCUGGGAAUGUGCCCCGAGUUCUGCUGGUUGUGACCAAGAUCGACCUGCUUCCUGCGUCCUUGUCGCCUACGGGUUUGGAGUACUGGGUCCGGCAGCGGGCUCAUGCCGGUGGAGCAAACAAGAUCACCGGAGUCCAUCUGGUUAGCUCUUUCAAAGACUGGGGAAUCAAGAAUCUUGUGGACCAUGUGAGACAGUUGGUCGGAUCGAGGGGGAACGUGUGGGCUGUUGGAGCGCAGAAUGCAGGGAAGUCGACUUUGAUAAAUGCUAUUGGGAGGUGCGCUGGGGGGAAGGUGAGCCAUUUGACAGAAGCUCCGGUUCCUGGAACUACCCUAGGGAUUGUUAGAGUGGAGGGAAUUCUGUCUGGGCAGGCGAAGCUGUUUGACACCCCAGGAAUUCUGCAUCCUUACCAGAUAUCAAUGAGGUUGAUGGCAGAGGAACAAAAGCUGUUGCAUAUAAGCAAAGAAUUAAGACCGAGGACCUACAGGAUCAAGGUUAGUAUCUGAAGUUGGGAACCUGGCUUCUGCUUGUUGCUGAAAACUUGAGACCGUUUGGUUUAAUUCUCCAUCCAUUAUCCAUACUUCUUAUGAUUGUGAUGAUCUACUUUAUGUUAUGUUAGGAUUCGUAGGUAUCCCUUUGCUAAUUAGCCAAUAGUGGUCAUACACACAUAGUCGAAAUGCUAAUGACCUGGUUGAAAAAAAUCCAGUGAAGUUCGGAUCCCUGGGUUAUUGUGAGUAUGGAAAAAUUCUAAAGGUAUUCCUCUCCUUCCUAAUUGUUGGAUGUUUAAGGCGGCCUUUUAUGGUGGAUGCUAGAAUACAAUAGAUUAAUUGUAGUCACUUGCAUGCUCCCCUACUUCAGGAAAGUGGUAUACUUACGAUGAUAUUUCUGAGUGAUUUUCAGUAUUUUGUAUAACGUGGUUGGUAAUUUUCAUUUAGAACCGAAUUUAGCCAUGCUAGGGGCGUACCAGAGAUGGAAAUGACCCCUUUUCCUGAUUUCCAUUCACAUGUGUUUGGGAGCAGCGGCAGGGAGCUUGUACACAACACUCUCUAGCUCCCUCAUGCUCGACUCUGACUCUGCCUUUAAUGCUGUCCUAAUUUCCACAUCACCUGUACCAUUAGCAAUGGCCACCUCUCCUACGCUGAGACUGUGCUUCCUGGUGCCCUAGAAACCAUGGGAUACAGCAUCCCAAAGUUCUACUUCGCUAGCAAGACCACCACUCGUCAGAAUAGUGUCACUUAUGUGUUAAACAACCUUCUCAGGAUCUGCCUUCACUCCUAAAGCAUCUUCCCCUUCUUGGGUAGGUGUACCAGCCAAUACCAGCCUAACUCGCCUGAAGCCAAAAGGAUUCGAUCAAGUCUCUGUGCACUACUCACAAUGCUUGUCCCUUGUAAUGGAUCCUCGCGAGUCCCUUGAGUCAGUUUUGGCAGGUGGUCUUCCCUUAUCUUCCCUAACUGAUCGAAUAAAUCAAUCGAUGAGCUAGCGGCCAAAACAUGGGCAUUCUUUCUCGCAGUUUAUCAUAGUGUUCGGAAGUUUCCUUGAAAUCACUGAAUUGGGUCAAAUGUCAUCUCAUAGUAUGAAACAUUUUUACACUUUUGAGUGAUAUGGUACGUGGUUAUGUAAGGAGACAAUUAGGGCACUGACUAGAAUACCAGAUACUCUAAUUCCCCAGAACCUCCUUUCCUCGUUCACUGAGCUACAUGCUGUGGGAUGCGUUUCUGAAGGUUGUGAAAAAGAGCUAAUCAAUUUUAGUGCUUUUUUGUAAUUUUUUUAUUGUUAUUCAGUUUUCACCGACUGGUUCAGAUACAGAAUAGUCGGUAAAGUCUGAAAGAGUCAUCAAAUUGUUGCUUCUUUUUUUAUGAAAAGGCAACGUUAGCCAUAGAUUCAGUAGGGGUCUAGAUUUAAAGUGGCUUUUGAAGGGAUCCAGAUUCAGUAAUCUGCAUACAAUCAUGAAAAAGGCUGGGAGAGCAACCGAUCCCUCAGAACAAAAAUUAAAAAGGGGGGGCAUAUGACUCUUUGCCGUUUCAGUCUAUUUUCUGCUUUAAAUGGAGAUUAAAGAAAUGAUUAGAUGUACGAGCAGGAGAUAGCUCCUUUAGAAGCUAUUGGCGUGAUGAAAGCAUCGCAUAAAAUUGGGGUAAAGCCUGUUUAAACCUGUCUGGAUGUCAGAUUCGGCUAUGCAUGAUAUGAGAUACGAUAUUCUAAGCCUGUUAAGUGUUCUAUGCUGAAACCAUUAGGGUUUUGUCAGUCUUUCUGAUUAAGAUUUUUACUUCUUAUAUUUUCUUAAUUGAACAUGAAAUUUGGAAUAUAUAUUUCCUUAUCUUCAUAAACUUGUAGUUUCUUCUGAUUUGUGCACAUUCAUGCGAUGACAGGCUGGUCAUUCAGUUCAUAUUGCUGGACUAAUGAGGUUGGACGUGGAGGAAAUAUCAGUAGAUACCAUUUACGUUACGGUAUGGGCAUCGCCCCUUCUUCCUCUCCAUAUGGGAAAGAUGGACAGUGCGUGCUCAAUGUUAGAAAAACAUUUUGGACGCCAAUUACAGGUGCAGUGAUGAUAAAUAUAUAUUUCCGUCAAUUACAAGUAUCCACCUGCAUUAAUUUCUCCGAACUACUGUUCAUUUUAUCAUCAAUGCAGCCACCCAUUGGCGAAGAUCGCGUUGGUCAUCUUGGGAAAUGGGCGAGAAGGGAAUUCCGCGUCAGUGGUAACAGUUGGGAUGUGAGUUCUGUUGAUAUAGCUGCUGCUGGUCUUGGCUGGUUUGCCAUUGGACUGAAGGGGGAGGCUGUUCUGGGUGCAUGGACUUACGAAGGAGUGGACGUGGUACUGAGGAGUUCACUGAUCCCUGCUAGAGCCAAAAUAUUUGAAGUCACUGGUUUCACAGUUUCAAAAAUCGUCUCAGAAGCCGAUAGCGCAGCAGACAAGCUAAAACGCAAGAGAAAGGGGAAGAAACUGGCUGAUAUCAGUGUCAACAGCAACGCUGAGUCCUUAAUGACCACCAAUGCAGGUGACAGAUCAUGA
Molecule: messenger RNA, 3746 nt
Organism: Spirodela intermedia
Lineage: Eukaryota; Viridiplantae; Streptophyta; Magnoliopsida; Alismatales; Araceae
Source: the annotation of a GenBank genome assembly